CCCUCCAAAAUCCCCGGAAACUUUCUUCGCGAGCCGCUUGUGAACGCGAGCCCACCCUCCCUACCAUCGCGAGGGCCGGGGUCUGCUGUGGUUCCGCUGCCAAUCCUCUCAACCCCGGUCCACGUCCCCUCGAUCUGGGUCAGCUAGUGAGUCGUGAGCGCCCGUCGGCUUCAUGGAACCCCCUGCAUCGCCCACGGCUGGAUGUCACUUCCCCACACCAGGACCCUGGGCAGUGACGCUCCUCUGCAUAGCACGCGCCCUCACCACGGCCAUUAGCAGCCUCGGAGACUGGCUUCGCUGCCUGCGUUUAGCAGUCGGACCGCCGGCGACGCAGCGAGUCCCUCGCACACCAUUACCCUGGAACGCGGCCUCCCUCCUGUUGUCCCACCCCUUCGUAGGAGGAGGAGAAUCUACCCGAAAUCCCGCGAGACGCAUACCUCAGUCCCGGCCAACCGUAUUAAGUUUCGCCAAUUCCAUUAUGCGCAGCCCGCAUACACGAGCCGGCCUAAAGAAUGACGGACAGGCCCUUUUCGGCGCACCCCGGCCCUUCCACUUUCGUUGGCUACUCCACUCCUUGUCUUUCUCACCAAACGGUGGGCAAAGCCACCUCAGAUGUGAGGCUUCUGCGAGUACAAGGUGGGCUUACCCACCCACUUCCUAUUAUUCUCCUUGCAGCACUUGCCUGUCCUUGAUCCUGCUGUUGUUCUCCGCUUUUGGUCGUUGCCGGCUUCGCCUUGCAUACAGGCGACUAUGGUCUAUCAUCGUUCUGCAAGCUAGCCAGCUGAAGCGGCACGAAGCUGCGUCAAGAUAACCAAUCUCCGUCCGCCAGAGUAAGCGAUUCGCCUGCGAGCAAGAAACCGACCACUGUGCCCUGGCUCCACGGUCGAUGCGGCUAGAUUUGCGCCAAGCGCCUUCGUCGAUAGCAAGAGUCGAUCUGAUGACGUGCAUCGGCUGUCAGGGCGUGUUUGACCCUCCAAUGGCUGUGCCGCAAGCGCGCAACCUCCAUCCUCACAGUGAAGUGUCUACUUCGCGUACACUGUUUCCUUCUCAAUGGCACACUUUCAUACCGAUUGGCUUAUGCGAGUGCUCCCCGAUGCCCGAGCCAUGCCGAUAGAUGAGCAAUUAUUCAGACCUAAUCUAUGCCACGAGGCUUAGCCAUUCCACUCUUUAGGGACUUACAUAAUGCAGUCAGCCUUCGAGAC
This is a messenger RNA of Trematosphaeria pertusa, 1202 nucleotides long. RefSeq lists its product as uncharacterized. The coding region runs from base 173 to 811 and encodes 212 amino acids. The transcript has 2 exons. The record is from RefSeq and is a predicted model, not a curated record. Lineage: Eukaryota; Fungi; Ascomycota; Dothideomycetes; Pleosporales; Trematosphaeriaceae.